Molecule: messenger RNA, 11216 nt
Organism: Mercenaria mercenaria
Lineage: Eukaryota; Metazoa; Mollusca; Bivalvia; Venerida; Veneridae
Product: mis18-binding protein 1-like
Exons: 18
Coding region: 73-3669 (1198 amino acids)
Source: RefSeq, a predicted model, not a curated record
ACUUUCAACUUCCGGAAGUAUGGCGGGAUAAACAAAAUUGUAGAAAUUGUUCGCAAAUAAAUUGGCACCAUUAUGAGUAUGCAGAACAGAAAUUCUAGACUGUUUAGUCAACGAGCAUUUGAUUCUAACAUAGAACAACUUGUUCGUGAAAGUCCAGUACCACAGAUGCUAUUCCAUGGUCACCACACAGACAGUUCUAACAACAGCUUUGUCCUACCAUGUUCCAGUCAAGGUCAUCCGAUGUCGGCGUCUGCUAUUCCAAAACUACACGGAUAUGCUACAGCUUCUCCAUGUGCAAGAUUUGAGCCAUUUCGUUCACCGCAAAGUCUGAAUUCUACGUUUCCUUCAAAUACAUCUUACCCCUCUGCAGCAGACAUUUUUAAGAGCUUGAAGAGUCAGUCAAGAUUUGAAAGGGAUAACUUACUGGACACAAGUCAUGAAAAGGAACAUGGUCACAAGGAAAAUGAUCCUGGUAUGGCAAACAAUGUUAGUGACAGACAUUUUCACACACACUCAGAUAGGCAGCCACAAGUGCAUGAACCUGCUAGCAUUAUGCCAGAAAUUUUGACUGGCAUUGUGGGUAAUAGUAGUCAUUAUGAUGGGUACAGACACCAGGUACACAGCAAAAAAUCUGGCAGCAGUACAGGCAAUAAGGUAGAUAAGACCUAUGAAGAGAAUUUCCAAGAGGCUUUCUAUGAUUCUGGAACAAAUAAAGAAGAUGAAAGAGUGUCUCCUGAGAUGAUAGAAGCAUGUUCUCUAUAUAUGUGGAUUAUAAAACCUGUACCUGGUAGCCACAGCAUCUGUGUGGAGGGAAAGAAGAGUUUAGCAGAUGACAACUUCUGGCACAGUGGAGUGAUAACACAUAGGAUAAAUGAGAAGGUAGUUGAGACUCAAACAAGAUCUGUAUACAGACUGGAGGGCAACAUGGAAUUACUGGAUGCUAUGGCUGCUGGAUUUUCACGGAAAACAGCAGAAGCAUUUUGGCUUGGUUUCCCUAGCGACUGGCAGAAGCUGAUACAGGAACAUUUCAGUACAGUACCACUUAACAGCAUAGAAGAGAAACAGUCAGAUUCAGAGGAAGAAAUUACAACAUUAGAAGAUGGUGGUGAAGAAUCAGAUGACACUGAUACAGGACAAGAGGACACAACUCUCACAGAAGUUGUCUCUGCGGAUGAAGAAGAUGGUUCAUUGCCGUCAUCCGGCAAAGUUGAAACACAGGCUGUUCUUCACAGCCCGGUAGACAACAAGAAGGGAUCAAGGAAAGGCUCAAAAUCAGAGGUGGUCAUAGAGAAUUGGAUCAUCAAGUCACUACCUAAUGGAAAAGGAGUUAAUGUCCUUGGAACUAAACCUGAGAGUGGCUUGUUAUGGCACAGUUCAGCUAUAGAGAAGAGGUUAGACAAGAAACGUUUAAUGUCCAGCAGUGGUUCAGUCUACAGACUGAAGGGAAAUAUGGAUAAACUUCUAUCUCUCAAUGAAGGCUUGCCAGUAAAAAUCAUUGACAAGUUUAGUUCAGGAUUUCCAAAAGAAUGGCAAGAGUUGAUACAGGAGUUUUUAUAUACCAAACAAACAGACAAAAGGAAAAGUGACAAGGCUAAACAGAAAAAGAAAAACACGUCUAAGAAAAAGGGACAAGUUGGAGAUAGAAAGGGCAAAAUUCAGAAAGAUUCAGCCCAUCUUAAGAAGGUUACAAAAAAGUCUGAAAUCCCUACACAGAAUAUACCCAGUAAGGUGAAGGAAGUCAUAUCAAGUCAACAGAAGUCUACAAACAGUCUCAAGAAGAGCUCAGAAAGGACAAGACCGAAGGAUGGUGCUGAACCAGCUGAAACAUAUAAAAGAACAAAGACUGUAUUAACACCAAAAGGAGAGAUGGUAGACCUUGAGAGUUUAGGGCGAUCUCGAAGUGGAAGAUUGAUUAAGCCUCCGUUGCAGUGGUGGACAGGUCAGACACUAGAACUUGAUGGAGAGAAUGUAACAGUGAAGGCACCUACAGUUGCUUCUAGCAUGUUUUUACAGGAGUUUGAGGAUGGAUAUAAGAAAUCAACUCGUCAGGUGAAACCUUACUGGAAUCCAAGGCAAAAGGACAAGGAUUAUUCAUUGAAUAUAAGUAAAUCUUCACUUAACUCAAGCGUUUCUUCUGUGGAAACAAAGAGAAAACAUAAAACCCAGAAAGAAGAACAAGAAAACACCUCAUCUAACACAGUUGAUAUUUCUAGUCAGUCAGAGGAUGAUCUUGAUCCGAAGUUGAAGUUUGAAGUUAAAUUGAUUCUAGAACAUGUAAAGGGGAAAAGGAAAAAAGUGCAAAAACGAGAGACGUGUUAUAGUAGUAAAAAGAAGGAGAGAGAAAGCCGUGCUGAAAAUGAUAAUCCAUUUGAUCUGAAUGAAACAACAGACCUUGAUACAACAGAAACUGAACAGGAAUCUUCCAAUCAAGUUGUCUCAAACAGGUCUAGUUCUAAAGGGAGAGGAGAUCGGAAAAAUGGUAAGAAGACUAAAAUAGCACCACUAAAGGAAGUUAAGACAAAGGUAGAGCAAGUAAAUGUGGUAUCUUCUAGCACUGGAGAUGUUGGUCAUGAUGAGGAAGGUAUUGGUUAUAGAGCAUUAAGAUCUAGAAAAGGAAAAGUUUCUGAACCAGCAGGUACAAACAUGGCACUCAGACUUAACAAAAAGGAAACCUGCGUUGAAAAUAAAGUUAACAUUUCUAGAACAAGAAGAGUUCUUUCGGUUAUAAAAGAAGAUGAAGCUGAUGAUGAAAUAGGUUUGUGCGAUGAGGACUUUGAACCAAUGAAAAAACCUAAAAAGAAAGUUAAUGUUAUUACGAAACGUGCUGCAUUAAGUAGGAGCAAAAAUUCUGUGAAAGAAGGUGAUGGGAAGGUGGAGACUGUAUCUAAACCUCCUGAAUCUUCUGAUGACAUUGAAGCUCACUGGACUAAAGAUGAAAAGGGGAGAUUAGAUGAAGCAUGUAAGAAUGUGUCAUUAAGUAACCCUCAUUACUGGGAGAGAGUGGCAGCUCAAGUUAGAACUAAAACAGCAGACAUGUGUAAAGCUAUGUACUACAGUGACCAGAAACUACCCAAGUCAGCAGAGAAGAAAAGCAAGAAAAAUAUAAAAGAAAAGGUAAAAGUAACAAGUUUAACAGCAAAUGUUGGAACAUUGAAGAGAAAACAACAGUUGAAGGAUUUACUGGAACAACAGAAUGAGAAUUACUCUGAUGACCUUUUUGACUCCACACCAUACCGAAUGACAAGGAAAAGGAAGGUACCAGUUCUUGGUGGUGACGAUGAUGAUGCAAUAUUUGAAGAGUUGGCUCGAAAACAAGGUAAAACCAGGUUUGAGACACCUGUAGCCACAGAAACCAUGUGUAGCAGAAUAACUGUCCCAUUUGCUUCAACCAAGAAGACUCCAGUUUCAAAUCUAACAGUGGAAAUGCAGGACGGAAGUGGUGAUGCAGAUGGAUAUGUUCACAAAAUUCUUAAAAGACGACUUCUUGCCAAGGGAAAAAAGAAAUUUGGAACUCCAAAGCCAGUCAAAAAGAUACCCAAUGUUGAGAUUUCACCCCAACAGAAGUUACUAUUUCACAACUACCUUCAAGAGAAAAAAGAGAAGGCAGAAAAUCACCAAGACUCGGACCAGGAAGAAGAUUUCUACUGGGAAGAUGAUGUAGAAAAUUGAACUAUAGAAAUAGAAAAUAAAAACUGUACAAUGAAGUACAGGAUAUAUGUUUUGAGCCAAGUUAUACCAGUAACUUUGUUUGCAUAAUUCCCAUUUUGCUACAUGUGACUUAAUGUGGUCUAUAAAAUCAUACAUUAUUGCACAAUUUUUGCAAGAUUCCCACAUAUAACAUUAAAAAAAUGCACAGCGUCAUAUAAUAGUAACUGCCUGUGGUAUGCCUCAAGAUCUUUUUUUUUUCUUUUUUCAGACAAGUGUACCCAUGAAACCUUAAACAUAUGAAACACAAGACAGCAUGCUAACUUAAUGCAUUUAGAUGUUUUGCUAUGCAUUUUCUUUUCUGUUAAGGCCAUAUCAGUGGGAAAAACAAUGCAAUAUGUAGUAAGUUUGUGUGCAGUACAAAUGUCAUGGAGCAUAGGGCCUCCGUGGCUCCGUGGUGCCCGCUUGUGAUGAAAUAGGGCACAGAGGGGCACCUGGGGUCUUCCUCCACCAUUAAAGCUGGAAAGUCGCCAUAUGACCUAUCGUGUGUCGGUGCGACGUUAAAUCCAACAAAAAAAAAACAACAAAAAUUAUUGAUUUAAAAUGUUUGCAAUUAAAUGAAACAUUCACCAGUUUCCUAUCUUGUGCCUUGUCUUACACUUUUGUAAUGCAGUUGCAUUUAUGUUUAUUUUUAUUGCUAGAAUGUAAAAAAAAAAUUAAUUUGUGAAAAAGAGGAGUCAAUAACUAUUUAUUAGAAUAUGCCACUUAAUACAGCUUCAUAAAUAAUAUCUCAUCUUUCUCAGUAGUAUUACUGCUUUCUAAAUAGUACCUCGGUUUUAUAAUUAGUAUCUUUGCUUUUUAAAUAGUAUCUUGGCUUUCAAAAUAGUAUUUCAGCUAUCUCAGUAGUACGACAGCUUUUGAAAUCAUAUAUCAGCUUUCUAAAUUGUAUACUAGGUUUCUAAAUAAUAUCUCUGCUUUCAAAGUUGUAUUUAUGUUGAUAUAGUUGUCAUUAAUGAAAUAUGAAGUAGAUAUAAUCAAUUUUCAGGAAUUGAUUAACUUUUUUUCCAUUUUUCACAUUUUGUAAAUAAAGCAGAUGCUGGACUGUUUAUGUAUUUGCUUUGUGCUUUUUGCUUACUUAAUCUAAAUAUUUUAGCUAUUUGGUGCUUUUUUUUGCCAUGACUCUAUAUGCUUUGUUCAUCUGAUGUUUACACACGAAGUAAGAUGGUCAAGUAGGGUUGCAAUUACUUUGUUGUUUUUAGCUCACCAGUCACAAAGUGACAAGGUGAACUUUUGUGAUCACGGGUCGUCCGUUUGUGCAUGCGUGCUUCUGUAAACUUUUGCUUGUGACCACUCUAGAGGUCACAUUUUUCAUGGGAUCUUUAUGAAAGUUGGUCAGAAUGUUCAUCUUGAUGAUACCUAGGUCAAGUUCGAAACUGGGUCACGUGCGGUCCAAAACAAGGUCAGUAGGUUUAAAAAUAGAAAAACCUUGUGACCUCUCUAGAGGCCAUAUUUUUCAUGGGAUCUGUAUAAAAGUUGGUCAGAAUGUUCAUCUUGAUAUCUAGGUCAAGUUUGAAACUGGGUCACGUGUGGUCAAAAACUAGGUCAGUAGGUCUAAAAAUAGAAAAACUUUGUGACCUCCCUAGAGGCCAUAUUUUUCAAUGGAUCUUCAUGAAAAUUGAUAAGAAUGUUCACCUUGAUGAUAUCUAGGUCAGCUUUGAAACUGGGUCACGUGCGGUCAAAAACUAGGUCAGUAGGUCCAAAAAUAGAACAACCUUGUGACCUCUCUAGAGGCCAUAUUUUUCAUGGGAUCUGUAUGAAAGUUUGUCAGAAUGUUCAUCUUGAUGAUAUCUAGGUCAAGUUUGAAACUAGUCACGUGCGGUCAAAAACUAGGUCAGUAGGUCUAAAAAUAGAAAAACCUUGUGACCUCCCUAGAGGCCAUAUUUUUCAUUGGAUCUUCAUGAAAAUUGGUGAGAAUGUUCACCUUGAUGAUAUCUAGGUCAAGUUUGAAACUGGAUCACGUGCUUCCAAAAGUAGGUCAGUAGGUCUAAAAAUAGAAAAUCCUUGUGACCUCCCUAGAGGCCAUAUUUUUCAAUGGAUCUUCAUGAAAAUUGAUGAGAAUGUUCAACUUGAUGAUAUCUAGGUCAGCUUUGAAACUGGGUCACAUGCGGUCAAAAACUAGGUCAGUAAGUCUAAAAAUAGAGAAACCUUGUGACCUCUCUAGAGGCCAUAUUUUUCAUGGGAUCUGUAUGAAAGUUGGUCAGAAUGUUCAUCUUGAUGAUAUCUAGUUCAAAUUUGAAACUGGGUCACGUGCAUCAAAAACUAGGUCAGUAGGUCUAAAAAUAGAACAACCUUGUGACCUCUCUAGAGGCCAUAUUUUUCAUGGGAUUGAUGAAAGUUUGUCAGAAUGUUCAUCUUGAUGAUAUCUAGGUCAAGUUUGAAACUAGGUCACGUGCGGUCAAAAACUAGGUCAGUAGGUCUAAAAAUAGAACAACCUUGUGACGUCUCGAGAGGCCAUACUUUUCAUGAGAUCUUCAUGAAAAUUGGUGAGAAUGUUCACCUUGAUGAUAUCUAGGUCAACUUUGAAACUGGGCCCCGUGCAGUCCAAAACUAGGUCAGUAGGUCUAAAAAUAGAAAAACCUUGUGACCUCCCUAGAGGCCAUAUUUUUCAUUGGAUCUUCAUGAAAAUUGGUGAGAAUGUUCACCUUGAUGAUAUCUAGGUCAAGUUUGAAACUGGAUCACGUGCUUCCAAAAGUAGGUCAGUAGGUCUAAAAAUAGAAAAUCCUUGUGACCUCCCUAGAGGCCAUAUUUUUCAAUGGCUCUUUAUGAAAAUUGGUGAGAAUGUUCAUCUUGAUGAUAUCUAGAUCAAAUACGAAACUGGGUCACAUGCGGUCAAAAACUAGGUCAGUAGGUCUAAAAAUAGAGACAUUUUGUGACCUCUCUAGAGGCCAUAUUUUUCAUGGCAUCAGUAUGAAAGUUGGUCUGAAUGUUUAUCUUGAUGAUAUCUAGAUCAAGAGCGAAACUGGGUCAUAUGCGGUCAAAAACUAGGUCAGUAGGUCUAAAAAUAGAAAAACCUUGUGACCUCUCUAGAGGCCAUAUUUUUCAAUGGAUCUUCAUGAAAAUUGGUCAGAAUUUUUAUCUUGAGGAUAUCUAGGUCGUGUUCAAAACUGGGUCACAUGAGCUCAAAAACUAGGUCACUAUGUCAAAUAAUAGAAGAAAUGACGUCAUACUCAGUUCAAAACUGGGUCAUAUGGGGACAGGUGAGCGAUUCAGGACCAUCAUGGUCCCCUUGUUUGGGGGUUGAAGUUUUCAUGCAGUUUUUAAAGUACGAUAUCUUAAAUCCUGUUGAUAUUUUAUUUAUGUAAAAUUAAAAAUUAUGUGAAAUUAUAAGACAAUGUAGGAUAUAGUAAAAGUGCUUUAUAAAUCCCCAAAGAUCUGCACCACUUUUUUAGCUUGGCCAGGCAGGAAUGGAUUUUCAAAUAAUUUUGACAAAUAUUCAGCUUAACAACUUAACUGUGCAAGACUCAGACCAAAGCUUAUAGGUCAAAGUCACCAGAGAUUUAGCCCCUACCCCCCAAAAAAGAAACAAAAAGACAAUUUCAAUGAAUAUUUGUUUUACUCUCUCAGUCUUUCAGUUUUCUUAUAUAUUGCGUUUCUCUUUAAUGUUUUGUUGUGUACCUACAUGUAUUUUAUUUUCUGUAACUUUCAAUUCUAUGCACUCUUUUUAUGCUUUCUUUUUAUACCUCUACCAGAUAUUGUUUAGAGGGGUUUGUGGUGCUAUAUAUUAACCAUUGUCCCUUCUAUGGAACCAAUACAGAUAUUUUGAAACAUACAGUAUGUUUGUAGGAUCAUAAGACCUGUUCAUGUACCAGGUCCCAUAACUUUUUUGACUUCUGUUUUAACAAAAUUAUCUCCCUCUUUUUCCAGAAUGGACAUUUUCUACUGUGACUAACACCUAUUCAAGUAUUUGAUUCAUUCAGAUUGAUCUUUUACACACUUGAUAUCAUAAUGUAAAUAUACACAAAGUUCCAUUACUCUGCCUUUUGUUUUGACAAAAUUUGUCCCCUUCUUUACAUAGAAAAAGUGGCAAAAUUGAUGUUUUCUUUGAAAAUCUCUGAAACUAAUGAAGAUGUUGCAUUUGAACCUAAAAAUAAAUUUAAAGUCAAACAUAAAGUGAAUCAACAUCAAAACAGGUUGUAAGGAUCAUACAGUAAGUCAUAUACAAGGUCCCAUAAUUCCAAAUUUAUUUUGACAACAUUUUCCCUCCUUUUUGACUUCAAGGUGGAUCUUGGAAAUACAAUUGUUUUCCUUAAUAAGCUCUAAAAUCAUUAAAGAUAUUUCAAUAGAAAUUUACAUAACCCUGUUGGCCCAAGUCUCCCUUUCUAACUGUACUCUUUUCACAUUUUUAGCUUGUUUGGUUUUCGAAAAAAGACUAUGAGGUAUUGUUGUCACUUGAUCAUUGGCAUUGGUUAAAAUUUUUGUUUAGGUCCACCUUUUCAGAAAAAAAAAACUAUAAGAGCUACAGCUAUGAAACUUGCACACUUGUUUAUCAUCAUUGGAUGAUUGUGUAGGCCAAGAACCAUAACUCUGAUAUGCAUCUUGCCAAAAUUAUGCCCUUUUUUUGUACUUACAAAAGUUGAGUUCCUUGGUUAAAGUUUUUGUUUAGGUCCACUUUUUAGCUCACCUGUCACAAAGUGACAAGGUGAGCUUUUGUGAUCGCGCGGUGUCCGUCGUCCGUCCAUCCGUGCAUGCGUCUGUAAACUUUUGCUUGUGACCACUCUAGAGGUCACUUUUUUCAUGGGAUCUUUAUGAAAGUUGGUCAGAAUGUUCAUCUUGAUGAUAUCUAGGUCAGGUUCGAAACUGGGUCACGUGCCUUCAAAAACUAGGUCAGUAUGUCUAAAAAUAGAAAAACCUUGUGACCUCUCUAGAGGCCAUAUAUUUCAUAAGAUCUUCAUGAAAAUUGGUCAGAAUGUUCAACUUGAUGAUAUCUAGGUCAUGUGCGGUCAAAAACUAGGUCAGUAGGUCUAGAAGUAGAAAAACCUUGUGACCUCUCUAGAGGCCAUACUUGCGAAUGGAUCUCCACACAAAUUGGUCAGAAUGUUCAUCUUGAUGAUAUCUAGGUCAAGUUUGAAACUGGGUCACGUGCCCUAAAAAACUAGGUCAGUAGGUCAAAUAAUAAAAAAACCUUGUGACCUCUCUAGAGGCCAUACUUUUCAUGGGAUCUGUAUGAAAGUUGGUCUGAAUGUUCAUCUUGAUGAUAUCUAGGUCAAGUUUGAAACUGGGUCAGCUGCAGUCAAAAACUAGGUCAGUAGGUCUAAAAUUAUUAAAAUCUUUUGACCUGUCUAGAGGCCCUAUUUUUCAAUGGAUCUUCAUGAAAAUUGAUCUGAAUAUUCACCUUGAUGAUAUCUAGGUCAGUUUCGAAACUUUGUCAAGUGCGGUCAAAAACUAGGCCAGUAGGUAUAAAAAUAGAAAAACCUUGUGACCUCUCUAGAGGCCAUAUUUUUCAUGAGAUCUUCAUGAAAAUUAGUGAGAAUGUUCACCUUGAUGUUAUCUAGGUAAAGUUCAAAACAGGGUCACGUACCUUCGAAAACUAGGUCAAUAGGUCAAAUAAUAGAAAAACCUUGUGACCUCUCUAGAGACCAUAUUUUUCAAUGGAUCUUCAUGAAAAUUGGUCAGAAUUUUUAUCUUGAUAAUAUCUAGGUCAAGUUCAAAACUGGGUCACAUGAGCUCAAAAACUAGGUCACUAUGUCAAAUAAUAGAAAAAACGACGUCGUACUCAAAACUGGGUCAUGUGGGAAGAGGUGAGUGAUUCAGGACCAUCAUGGUCCACUUGUUUCCAAAAACUUUAAGAGCGACAACUUUAAAACUUUCCUCACUUGUUUAUCAUUAGAUGAGUAAGUAGACCAAGAACCAUAAUUCUAACCUGUAUUUUGUCAGAAGAAAGGCUCUUUUUAUUCUUUGAAAAUCUGAACUAUAACUUUCUUUCUUACAUAUUGUCCAGCACUUGCAAAUGAGUGAUGGCACCUGCAGGCUGUGCUCUUACUGAUAUUUAAGCUGAAGGGAAUUUAAAAUAAUAUGUUAUAAUACAUGUCUAUAAGAGGAAUGGAAAGGCACUAAAAUUUUGCCCUGAAUAAUAAUGUUAUAUCCCAUUCUGUACUUUCUUUCUAAUUUUAAGAUUUAAGGAGUAACUUUGACUUCACUGAUGUGAAUUAAAUGUGACUGUACACAGUGAAAGAUAAAGGAACAUAACAAUCCCAAUAACUCUUACUGAAAUAUUUAUAUGAAAUAGUCAGUCUUUCUAACGGUACUUAAUUUUUCAUGUUUGUAGUAUUGAGGAGAAUGACAUUGCCACUGAAGGGACUUAAAACAAUGAUACAUGUCAUUAAGAGGAAGUGAAAGACACAGGUAUUGUAACUCUGCCACCAUAAUUAUAAAGUCUUUUUGUACUUCCUUUUAGUAAUUUUAAGGCAACAUGUUUGACUCCACUCCAUAGGGAAUUUUAUGUAACUACACAGUGAAAGGUGACAAAGAACAGAAGAAUCAUAACUAUGACAUGAAUAUUUAUUACAGAACUAUUGUUAUUGUUAAAUGAAAAUUCAUGAUUUAAGACAAUAUAACUUUAAGCCAGUGACAUGAAUUCCAUGUAACAGUCAUAGAUGAAAAUGACGUAAGACAAAUAAUUACCUCUCAGAUUGAAUAUAAAAGGCAUAGUGAGCAGUAUUCAAAAUGAUAAUUGUAAGUGUUAUUUAUUACUAUUUAACAUAGACAAUUGGUGGUAGUAUUUAUCACAUUUAGUGACAGCUUUAGUUUCCAAUGGUGGUCAUUUUCUAGACAUGACUUUUCUAGCUUUUGUUUUUCAACAGUGAUAAUACGGAAGGUUAUUUAGUCUUGCAUUGUCAGCAAAUAACAUGUGACUGAACAGCAGUUCCAGUUGUUCUGUUACCAUUUUUACACAUGGAUGGAUACUAGGCACAUAAGACACUGUAAGGUGAUGAAGCAUUUGUUACUGACAUUAUGAAGCAUUCACAUCUAUUUACUCCUUUGCCUGCUAAAUUUCUAAAAUGGACUGGUCAAUCAUUCAAUCUGGACAUUACCAUUUAUUAUUCGAAGGGGUGUUCGAUGAAAAUUUACUGACUGAAUAGCGAAGAGUGCAGACCAUAUCAGACUGCAUGGAUGUGGAGGCUGGUCUUGGUCUGCACUGGUCGCAAAGGCAGAAUCCCUUGCAGCUAGCAGGCUAAAAGUUAAAGAUGGUUAUUUGAUUAAGAUAUUUCAAUUUUCGCUUUUCUAUUCAUUGCCACUGAAUCAUUUGGGGGACUUUAUUGCUGAACAGAACUUUCUUCACUUGUUUUCCAAGCUUUGCAGCCAGUUCAGAAAUAUGUACUUUAUUGCAUGUAUGAAAUAUAUAACUGCCAUUUUUAUUUUGGUGCUGCUUGUACUAUAGUCAGGAUGUAUUUUAAAAGAAAAUGGGAAAAGUAAAAAAAAAAAUGUACUAGAAGCUCCCAGUUUUUGCAUUUUGUUAAAACUGAUAUUUUAGAACUUGGUGUAUUCUUUAAUAAAUAACCAUUGAAAGAACA